This is a messenger RNA of Fusarium sp. VM40, 1308 nucleotides long. The record is from the annotation of a GenBank genome assembly. Lineage: Eukaryota; Fungi; Ascomycota; Sordariomycetes; Hypocreales; Nectriaceae.
AUGUCGUCAAGCGAAACACUUCCGCUCUACAACCCAACGGCAACCGACCCGGAUGGUACGAAUAUGGCUCCCAAUACGAAGAAGAACGUUGCUGAGUGCAUCUCCGAUGACGCACUUGUGCACUUCAAGUCAUACAAGUACUCAAGCGUCGACCUAUCUCCAGUUUCGAAAUACGUCCUUGGUCCUUUCUGGAAUGCUUCUGUCAACCUCCUCCCACUAUGGAUUGCUCCCAACAUGGUCACUCUGCUGGGUUUUUGCUGCAUCUUGAUAAAUGUUGCUUUCUGCGCAAUCUGGAUGCCCGAUUUGAUCGGACCGGCUCCCUCAUGGCUUUACUUCAGCUUUGCGUUCGGUCUCUUCGCGUACCAAACAAUGGAUAACCUCGACGGAAAGCAAGCUCGACGAACCGGAACCUCAAGCGGACUCGGUGAACUCUUCGACCACGGUAUCGACUCGCUCAACUGCACGCUGGCCAGUCUUCUCGAAACAGCCGCCAUGGGUUUGGGUUGCUCUAGCGCUGGUAUCUUCACCGCGCUGUGCCCAUGCCUGCCCAUGUUCUUCUCGACCUGGGAAACCUACCACACACAUACUCUCUACCUCGGUGUGAUCAACGGUCCUACGGAGGGCAUCCUCAUCGCCUGUGCAAUUAUGAUCAUGUCUGGCAUUUGGGGCCCCGGUAUCUGGACCAUUCCUUUGGCUCAUGGUAUUCAGGACAGCCUUCCCGGACUUGCUGAGCUUCUGGGCGAGACGACCUUCCGAGACGUCUGGAUCGGCCUGAUCGCUGGUUCCCUCAUCUUCACACAGAUCCCCUUCUGUGUUCUCAACGUUGCCAAGGCCCGCAAGUCUAGAGGAGAGCCCAUCCUCUCUGUCUUCCUCGAGUGGAUUCCCAUGGCCGUUUUCACUAUUUCAAUCUCCGCCUGGGUCUUUUCUCCCUACAGCACUAUCAUGAAGGAGAACCACCUUAUGCUUUUCUGCUUCAUCAUGUCAUUCGUCUUUGGCCGCUUAACAACCAAGAUUAUUCUCGCUCACUUGACACGCCAGCCUUUCCCCUGGUGGACUGUCAUGUUGUAUCCUCUUGUUGGUGGUGCUUUUCUCGGAAACCUGCCUCGAUUUGGCCUUCCUCAGGUCAGCGCCCAAUUCGAGCUGUUCUACCUUUGGGCAUACCUCAUCUUUUCCAUGGUUGUCUACUUCCGCUGGGCUUGGCUCGUCGUUACCAGCAUUUGCAAUUACCUCGGUAUCAACGCGCUCACCAUUCCCAAGGAGAAGCAGAUUGCCAACAAGGCGGCACAGGCUGCCAACAAGUUGCAUUAA